CAAAGCACACCAAGGGAGGCUCAGCUUGUCGAAAAUGGCAGCGCGAGGAGCGAAGCAGAUAGACGCGAGAGCAGUGAAGGUACUGGGAAAGCUGAGCAGCGAAAACUUGGAAAAGGUACUCGAGAUUCUAAAGCAGGGACCAGAUCUCCGCCGAUUGUCUCUCGAUUUGAGUUUCCUUUCUCCGUUGUUUCAGUUGGUGCACGGGGUGAUAGACGGAGUGUGCGAGAAGCAGGGGCCGCGCUACGAGACGUUCGCCAAGACUCUGAGUCUUGCCGACUUCUCGAGGCUCGUCCGCUGCGUGGAGGCUGCGGUGAAGGCAGUAGGGAGAGAGGGAGGGAGCAAGCAACAGAUUGUGGAGCGACUGUGUGAAGCAGGGUUGGACGGGGAGGUCUGUUCGGUGAUGGGGGAGUGUGUGAGUGUGAGGAGUGAGGAACUGCGGACUCAGCUACUCAGAGAGAGUGCAAAAGUCUCUCCCUCCAGUCUCACUGACUUUGACUGGAAACUCAAGCUGGUGAUGUCCAGUGAUAAGCUGGGAGAUAUUCAGAGGCCUGUGUUGAACCUCGACCUUGACCUCGUGGACAACGGACAGAGGAGACUGGAGAGCAUCGAACUCAGCCAGCCAGAGUUGGAGAGACUCAUUUCUUCACUAGAGUCUGCCAACAAGGUCGUGUCACAACUGAGAACAUAGCACAGUGUGUGAGUGUGUGUGUGUGCUUCUGUUAAGGUGUGUGUUAUGUGUCCGUUUAGUAUAUAUAGGUUACCCGACCUUGGAGAUAAAAUUUUUCCGUUAGACUUUCAAUUGAUGAAAUUGUGAUCUCUAAAUUAGUGAGCUAUAAUGUAUCAGUGAACGGAGUAGUGGAGCUAAGAAA
Molecule: messenger RNA, 869 nt
Organism: Geodia barretti
Lineage: Eukaryota; Metazoa; Porifera; Demospongiae; Tetractinellida; Geodiidae
Source: the annotation of a GenBank genome assembly